AUGUCCGAGCAAAGACAGCAGCGUCGUGGCAAAUCUCCCCGUCGUCCUCCUCCUGUCAGCCAGGGUCAAGCGUCUUCGAGGACUGAAUCCGCUUCUCAAACUCCAGUUCAAGCCCUGGCAGUCUCAAUCGAGACACCCGCGCGUGACCCCUCCAAUCGCCCACAGACACCUCACUCGCCCGCGCCAAACCUCAUUUUCCGCGUCCCGCAGUCUCCUCUUACUACGGCAAGUGAAUCGUCUCAAAGAGGUGGAAAAGUUGCCAUUCCACGGUUGAAGAGAUCGAUUGAUCCGUCCGAAGGUACCGCCCGGUCAGGAGGAAGACACCGGGUCAAUCAUGCAUGCGAACCGUGCCGCCACCGGAAGACCAAAUGUAGCGGGGAGCGGCCAGCGUGUAGACACUGUCAGGACUUCAAGAUUCCAUGCUUUUAUGCAGAUGGCAAAAGAGAUAGGGCAAAGAAGUCAGUCGAUAUCUUGACCGAGAAGGUGGCUGACUAUGAGAAGCUACUGAAAGAACUGAUAUCCAGGGUUGAUGAAGCCGAUGCAAGAUUAAUUCGAGCGUCACUAGAAAAGUCUACCUAUGACGCCGAAGAAACCCCUACAGAGGGUACGGCCGAGGGACAAUUAGCUCCGAUUGGUGAUGCUGAGGCAGAAGAGGAGUCUGGUGCAGAAUCAGAAGCUUCGGCGGGCGCUGGGUCGACGGGCGCACUCGAUAGAACCGAUGAAGAUUUCACCCGUGAGCAGGCCAGGAUGACGGGCUUCAUGGGCAAGAACUCGGAGGUCACCUGGCUCCAGCGCUUGCGCGAACAGAACAAUGCCUCGCUGACCUCGAAACGUCCAGUCGGUGACACGCAAGACCCGCUCUCAGAGGCGGAUGAAGGCUUCACUGUCAAAGAUUCCAGCUACCACAUGGACGACAUGUCGAUAUUCAUGUAUGAGGCCGUGGAUGCCUACGAGAUACCUACGCCUGACAUCGCCGACCACCUCUUCAAUGCGUAUAUGCAACGAGUGCACUCAUCCUUUCCAGUGAUUGGCAGACUAAAUCUCACAACUCAGUUCCGAAGGUUCAUCAGCGGCACGGUGCAGAGACCCCCCGAAAAAUGGCUCGCCAUCCUGAACUUAAUCUUCGCUAUUGGCGCCAAAUAUUCGCACUUGAUCAAAGCUGAAUGGAAAGGCGAUGAGCGGGAUCACCUUAUCUAUUUCACCCGAGCUCGACUGUUGAGUAUGAACUCCGAAACCAUCUUUCACCAUCCGGAUUUGCAGCAGAUCCAGGUAUUGGGCUUGAUGUCUUUCUACCUGCUGUGUAACAGCCAAAUCAACCGUGCGUGGAUGCUGAAUGGAAUUGCGAUCCGAGGAGCCAGCGCCCUGGGCCUGAACAUGCGCAACGACAGCAACGACUUGAAGGAUUCACUCAAGGAAAUCCGAUACCGACUCUGGUGGGCUCUCUACGCCCUGGAACACCGUCUGUGCAACAUGACCGGUAGAGUCAAUUGUAUAAUGGACGAUCACUGCACUACUCCCCUCCCCAUUCCGCUGGAAGAAGAACAAUUUGAGACCGAGGAAGGUCAGAGACUUCUGAGCAAGGAAAUACAACAGGGUGACCGUGCACCAUCUUCAAAUUCCCAGACCCCAAGUUUCGGAUCGACCCCGUCAACCGACCGCUCUCGUUCGCGGACCAAGGUCGACUCGCGUUCACCCUCAAUGCCUCCGGGUGUCAGAGCCGGUGACUUGGAAUGGGCAAAAGACGUGCCGCCUAACUCUUCAUUGUACUUUCUCCACGCGGUACAGUUGACUCGUCUGACACAGAACAUCUUCCAUAGUCUGUACAACCCAGCCUCGAUUAAAGGAACAUGGUCAGAAGUUCAGGCCAAGGUGAAGGACCUGGACGAACGUCUUGAACAUUGGUAUCGAAAACUGCCCCAAGCCUUUGCUUUUCGCCGAAACCAGCGUGAGCGAGGGUCUUACGAGUUUCGGUUGAACCUUGGAUUCUUUUACUACAGCACCAAAAUGACUAUCCAUAGACCUUGCCUUUGCCGACUCGACCGCAAGAUUCCGGGACAAUCAUCCAAAUCACUCGAAUUCAACCGGAAUUCUGCUGCCGCUUGCGUGGAGGCUGCAAUGGAGAUGCUUCAACUCAUUCCUGACAAGCCCAAUGCCGUUGGCCUGAUUCGGGUCGGCCCCUGGUGGAAUAUCAUACAUUGGCUGGUCCAAGCUACAACUGUAUUGAUGCUUGAAAUAUCUUUCAGAGCCAAUCAUAUGCCGGAAGAAGCAGAAGCUAUUCUGGAGUCAUGCAAGAAAGGCAUCCGCUGGUUGCAUGCGUUAGCAGAAGAUAACCUGUCCGCUAGGCGUGCCUGGGCAAUGUGUUUCGCAUUGUUUAAGGAAGCAGUUAAGAAGAUUGGGCGCGACGUCGACGACUUGCCACAGGAUCCUCCGGCAAAGCCUUCUCCCCUGAGCCAGGAUGCACCCAUGGCAAAUUACUCUACAGUUAGCCACCACCCUCUAUCCAGCAACUUGUAUGUGUCAGCACCGAACCCGCCUUCCAUGUACGGCACAAUACCAGAUCUGCGGAGUGCCCAGGCCUUUGCCGCGUUCGACCCAAUGAUGCGAUAUGACCAAUACUUUGCCCCAAAUUUGUUAAUGAACGAUCCCUCCAUGCAAUUUCAACAACCCACAGACGCAGAGAUCGAGUUUAUGAGUAAUGCCUACCACGAAGACUCAAGUCACCACCAGGGAGGCGGUGAGUCCAGUCAAGGACACAGGAUGAAUUGA
Messenger RNA from Cladophialophora bantiana CBS 173.52, 2766 nucleotides. RefSeq lists its product as uncharacterized. Gene Ontology annotation, biological process: DNA-templated transcription; regulation of DNA-templated transcription. Gene Ontology annotation, molecular function: DNA binding; zinc ion binding; DNA-binding transcription factor activity, RNA polymerase II-specific. NCBI's taxonomy places the organism in Eukaryota, Fungi, Ascomycota, Eurotiomycetes, Chaetothyriales, Herpotrichiellaceae. The coding region runs from base 1 to 2766 and encodes 921 amino acids. The record is from RefSeq and is a predicted model, not a curated record. The transcript has 5 exons.